Apis mellifera (honey bee) is the source of this 634-nucleotide messenger RNA. Its product is annotated as histone H2A. Gene Ontology annotation, cellular component: nucleosome. NCBI's taxonomy places the organism in Eukaryota, Metazoa, Arthropoda, Insecta, Hymenoptera, Apidae. Bases 139 to 546 code for a protein of 135 amino acids. The transcript is spliced from 3 exons. The record is from RefSeq and is a predicted model, not a curated record. Gene Ontology annotation, molecular function: protein heterodimerization activity; DNA binding; structural constituent of chromatin.
CUGUCGCCGCCAAAAUAUCGGAUGUACAUACGCAUAACCGUCGUCGAAUAGGGUAGAGGUUCAUUCGCUGUUUGGUAUUGCGAGGAGAAGCAUCGUUCAUUGUUCGCGUUUAAAAGUUUUAAGAAAAUUCAUUAAAAGAUGUCUGGACGCGGUAAAGGUGGAAAGGCUAAGGGAAAGGCGAAGACCCGCAGUAGUAGGGCAGGGCUGCAAUUCCCUGUCGGAAGAAUCCAUCGUCUUUUGAGAAAAGGAAAUUAUGCAGAACGAGUUGGAGCUGGAGCUCCUGUGUAUUUGGCUGCUGUAAUGGAAUAUUUGGCGGCUGAGGUACUCGAGUUAGCCGGGAACGCCGCAAGAGACAACAAGAAGACGAGGAUAAUUCCACGUCAUUUGCAAUUAGCUAUUCGCAAUGACGAGGAAUUGAAUAAAUUACUCUCUGGUGUAACGAUUGCUCAAGGUGGUGUCCUGCCUAACAUUCAAGCAGUACUUUUGCCGAAGAAAACUGGUACUGGUGGAUCUGGAAAAGGAGACAAAGCAUCCCAGGAAUAUUAAUAAUCUUUAGAAUAAUAUUUCUAACUUAACAAUACUUUAGGGCUAUACCUUUGUUUUUUGAGCUAUUAAAAAAAAAAAAAAAAAAAAA